CAGGCUGGGGCCCUGCGCUGGCUGCGGUGGUGCUGAUGGUACAAAAGACAAAGGCUCUGCGGCGAUCGGGAUGCUGAAGGCGACCCGAGAGUCCCCAGGGGUCCACUGGACGACAGAUAAGGGAGAACGCAGAAGACGCCUUUGAAGGAGCGGGUGGACUGGGCGCUGCUGCCCGGCCGCUGGAGCCGGGCGGGUGCGAUCGGUCCCUGCAGCUGCUGGCGGCACUGUGGGUCACUGUCCUGAGCAUCUGCGCCUGGGCCGAGGCCAGAGCGCCGGAGGCCACUGUGCACGGGGUCUCUGAGGUGAAGUCAGGAUGUCUGCAGCAGCACAGCUGGGAGGAGACUUUCCCCAGGGAACACUUUACACCUGCUGAAAUGAAGGUGGGAAAUGCCCCCACCCAAGCAUCUCUAUAGCAUCUUCACCCUGUACCUCCAACACGGAAUGCAGAAGAACCUCAGAGGAAAAUAAGUUAAUUUUGUGUCUGGGGAAAGGCACCAUCUCUUGGUCAGGCAAUACUGUUUUACUUGAAGCACUUGUGUGGGUUGCUGGGUCAGAGGCAACCUUUAUCAGACCAGUGCCAUACGGAACACAGGCACAAGGCACUAAGCUUUCUGACAUCAGAUGGUGAAUGGAUGCUGGAGAAAACUGGCUUUUGACUGGCCGGAAAGAGCUGCUCAGAGUGUAUGUUGAAAGGAAACACAAACAAGAGACUUCAGCAUAAGGAAGGAAAAUAUGUAUAUGGUUUCAAGGACAAAUAUUCCAGAAGAGAGGAUCAUGGAGACCAAGGAGAAUAGUUAUUUGACUGGAUCAAGAUUGGAGAUCUGACUUCCAAAAAUAGUCAUCUAUUUGUAAACCUUCAAUCAAAAGGCUUACAAGGGGGAGGUCGAUUUGGUCAAACAACUCCACCACUUGUAGAUUUUCUCAAGGACAUUUUAAGAAGAUAUCCAGAAGGAGGACAGAUUCUUAAGGAAUUAAUUCAGAAUGCAGAAGAUGCUGGGGCCACAGAGGUUAAAUUUUUAUAUGAUGAAACUCAAUAUGGAACAGAGACUCUUUGGUCAAAAGAUAUGGCGGCAUAUCAGGGAUCAGCUCUCUAUGUGUACAACAAUGCAGUUUUCACACCAGAGGACUGGCAUGGCAUUCAAGAAAUAGCAAGAAGCAGGAAAAAAGAUGACCCCUUGAAGGUUGGAAGAUUUGGAAUUGGGUUUAAUUCUGUCUACCAUAUAACAGAUGUUCCUUGUAUCUUCAGUGGUGACCAGAUUGGGAUGUUAGAUCCUCAUCAGACACUUUUUGGACCUCAUGAAUCAGGCCAAUGUUGGAAUCUCAAAGAUGACAGCAAAGAAAUUAAUGAGCUUUCAGAUCAGUUUGCACCCUUCAUUGGCAUUUUUGGAAGCACCAAGGAAACAUUUACAAGUGGCAGCUUUCCGGGGACAUUUUUCCGAUUCCCUCUUCGCUUACAGCCUUCCCAGCUUAGCAGCAAUCUCUACACGAAGCAGAAGGUUCUUGAAUUGUUUGAGUCUUUCAGGGCAGAUGCAGACACAGUGCUGCUCUUCCUGAAGAGUGUGCAGGAUGUGUCUUUACAUGUCCGAGAGGUGGAUGGGACAGAGAAACUGCUGUUUAGAGUGACUGCAAGUGAGAAUAAGGCCCUGAAACAUGAACGGCCAAAUUCCAUCACAAUUCUGGGAACGGCUAUAAGUAACUAUUGUAAAAAGAUCCCAAGCAAUAGCAUCACCUGUGUCACAUACCAUAUAAACAUAGUUCUAGAGGAUGAGAACACUAAGGAUGCUCAGAAGACAUCUUGGUUGGUGUGUAACAGUGUGGGUGGGCGAGGGAUUAGUAGUAAACUGGAUUCUUUGGCUGAUGAAUUGAAAUUUGUUCCAAUUAUUGGAAUAGCCAUGUGUUUAUCAGGCAGAGAUGAAGAAAAAGGAGCAAUAUCUGAUUUCUCAGGAAAAGCAUUUUGUUUUCUUCCUUUACCUCCUGGUGAGGAAAGCAGAACAGGGCUCCCAGUUCAUAUCAGUGGGUUCUUUGGCCUGACUGACAACCGCAGGAGCAUAAAAUGGAGAGAGCUGGACCAGUGGAGAGAUCCUGCAGCCUUGUGGAAUGAAUUUCUUAUUGUGAAUGUUGUCCCCAAAGCUUAUGCCACUCUGAUCCUAGAUUCAAUAAAACGCCUGGAGACAGAAAAGAGCUCUGAUUUCCCUUUGUCAAUUGAUGUCAUCUACAAGCUUUGGCCAGAGGCCAGCAAAGUCAAGGCACAUUGGCAGCCAGUGUUGGGGCCUCUGUUUAGUGAACUGUUGCAGAACGCUGUGAUCUAUUCAAUUAGCCAUGAGUGGGUCAAGCUAGAGCAAGUGUACUUCUCAGACCUCGAUGAAAGCUUGGAAUAUACAAAAUCUGUGCUCAACUACCUCCAGAGCUCAGGGAAGCAGAUUGCCAAGGUACCAGGGAAUCUGGCUGCUGCUGUUCAGUUCAGCAGUGCAACACCUGUGAAGAUGGUGACGCCCGGGUGGGUGCGGCAGGUGCUGAGAAAGUGCGCACAUCUGGGCAGUGCUGAAGAAAAGCUUCACCUUUUAGAAUUUGUGCUUUCCGACCAAGCCUACAGCGAGCUGCUUGGGUUGGAACUGCUGCCUUUACAAAAUGAGAGUUUUGUCCCCUUCUCCUCAUCUGUGUCAGAUCAGGAUGUUGUUUAUAUCACCUCAGAAGAGUACCCAAGGUCCCUUUUCCCAGGUCUUGAAGCAAGAUUUAUUUUGGAUAACUUGAAACCUCACCUUCUAGCUGCUUUAAAAGAUGCUGCCCAAACCCGAGCACAACAACUUCUCUGGGGAUAUUCAGGAAGACCAUGUACUCAGCUGCAGCUUCUAAAUCCAGAGAGAUUUGCACGCCUUAUUAAAGAAGUAAUGAAUACAUUCUGGCCUGGCAGAGAGUUGGUCGUUCAGUGGUAUCCAUUAAGUGAAGACAGACAUCACCCAUCUAUUUCAUGGCUUAAGAUGGUUUGGAAGAAUCUUUAUAUUCAUUUUUCGGAGGAUUUGACUUUAUUUGAUGAGAUGCCACUUAUUCCCAGAACUACAUUAGAUGAAGGUCACACGUGCGUGGAGCUCAUUAGACUCAGGAUCCCAUCAGUAGUCAUUUUAGAUGAUGAAACUGAAGCACAGCUUCCUGAAUUUUUAGCAGACAUUGUACAAAAACUUGGGGGGAUUGUUCUGAAAAAAAUAGAUACCUCUAUACAGCAUCCACUCAUUAAAAAAUACAUUCAUUCUCCACUACCAAGUGCUGUUUUGCAGAUAAUGGAGAAGAUACCAAUGCAGAAAUUGUGUAACCAGAUAGCUUCAUUACUUCCAACCCACAAAGAUGCUCUGAGGAAGUUCUUGGCUAGCUUAACUGAUACCAAUGAAAAAGAGAAAAGAAUAAUUCAAGAAUUGACAGUAUUCAAAAGAAUUAAUCACUCAUCUGAUCAAGGGAUUUCCUCUUACACCAAAUUAAAAGGAUGUAAGGUCUUGCAUCAUACUGCUAAACUUCCAGCAGAUCUCCGGCUGUCAGUUUCAGUAAUAGACAGUAGUGAUGAGGCUACCAUACGCUUGGCAAACAUGUUGAAAAUUGAGAAAUUAAAGACUACUAACUGUUUAAAGUUUGUUUUAAAAGACAUUGAAAAUGGAUUUUACACACAUGAAGAGGUAACACACCUUAUGCUGUGGAUUCUUGAAAAUCUGUCUUCUCUUAAAAAUGAGAAUCCAAAUGUGCUUGAUUGGUUGAUGCCAUUAAAAUUCAUUCAGAUUUCACAGGAGCACAUGGUAUCAGCCAAUGAACUCUUUGAUCCUGAUGUAGAGGUACUGAAGGAUCUCUUUUAUAAGGAAGAAGAAAUCUGUUUCCCACCUUUGGUUUUUACCUCACCAGAUAUCCUUCACUCUUUGAGACAGAUUGGUUUAAAAAAUGAAGCUAGCCUCAAAGAGAAAGAUAUUGUGCAAGUGGCAAAAAAAAUUGAAGCUUUACAGAUCAGUUCUUGUCUAAGUCAGGAAGUUCUGAAGAAAGCCAAAACACUCUUACUGGUUUUGAAUAAAAAUCAUACACUCUUGCAGUCUUCUGAGGGGAAGAUGACAUUGAAGAAAAUAAAGUGGGUUCCAGCCUGCAAGGAAAGGCCUCCAAAUUAUCCAGGUUCCUUAGUCUGGAAAGGGGAUCUAUGUAAUCUUUGUGCACCUCCAGAUAUGUGUGAUGUGGCCAAUGCAAUUCUAGUAGGCUCAUCACUUCCUCUUGUUGAAAGUGUCCAUGUAAACUUGGAGAAGGCUCUAGGUAUCUUCACAAAGCCUAGCAUCAGUGCUGUCUUAAAACACUUUAAAAUUGUUGUUGACUGGUAUACUUCAAAAACCUUUAGUGAUGAAGACUACUAUCAGUUCCAGCAUAUUUUGCUUGAAAUUUAUGGGUUCAUGCAUGAGCAUUUGAAUGAAGGAAAAGAUUCUUUUAAAGCCUUGAAAUUUCCAUGGAUAUGGACUGGCAAAAAGUUUUGUCCUCUGGCCCAGGCUGUGAUAAAACCAAUCCAUGAUCUGGACCUUCAGCCUUAUUUGCAUAAUGUGCCUAAAACCAUGGCCAAGUUUCACCAGCUGUUUAAGACCUGUGGCUCAAUAGAAGAGUUGACAUCAGAUCAUAUUUCCAUGGUCAUUCAGAAGGUAUAUCUCAAAAGUGACCAGGAGCUCAGUGAUCAAGAAAGUAAACAAAAUCUUCAUCUUAUGUUGAAUAUUAUGAGAUGGCUGUAUAGCAAUCAGAUCCCAGCAAGCCCCAAUACACCAGUUCCUAUUCAUCAUAGCAAAAAUCCUUCCAAACUUGUCAUGAAGCCAAUUCAUGAAUGUUGUUAUUGUGACAUCAAAGUCGAUGACCUCAAUGACUUACUUGAAGACUCAGUUGAACCAAUCAUUUUGGUGCAUGAGGACAUUCCCAUGAAAACUGCAGAAUGGCUCAAAGUUCCAUGCCUUAGCACAAGACUGAUCAAUCCUGAAAACAUGGGGUUUGAGCAGUCAGGACAAAGAGAGCCACUUACUGUAAGGAUUAAAAAUAUUUUGGAAGAAUACCCUUCUGUGUCAGAUAUUUUUAAAGAGCUACUACAAAAUGCUGAUGAUGCGAAUGCAACAGAAUGCAGUUUCAUGAUUGAUAUGAGAAGAAAUAUGGACAUAAGAGAAAAUCUCCUAGACCCAGGGAUGGCAGCUUGUCAUGGACCUGCCUUGUGGUCAUUUAACAAUUCUGAAUUCUCAGAUUCAGAUUUUGUAAACAUAACCAGGUUAGGAGAAUCUUUAAAAAGGGGAGAAGUUGACAAAGUUGGAAAAUUUGGUCUUGGAUUUAAUUCUGUGUACCACAUCACUGACAUUCCCAUCAUUAUGAGCCGAGAAUUCAUGAUAAUGUUUGAUCCAAACAUAAACCAUAUUAGUAAACACAUUAAAGAUAGAUCUAAUCCUGGGAUCAAAAUUAAUUGGAGUAAACAACAGAAAAGGCUUAGGAAAUUUCCAAACCAGUUCAAACCAUUUAUAGAUGUAUUUGGGUGUCAGUUACCUUUGACUGUAGAAGCCCCUUACAGCUACAAUGGAACUCUUUUCCGAUUGUCCUUUCGAACCCAACAGGAAGCAAAAGUGAGUGAAGUUAGCAGUACUUGUUACAACACGGCAGAUAUUUACUCUCUUGUGGAUGAAUUUAGUCUCUGUGGACACAGGCUUAUCAUUUUCACUCAGAGUGUAAACUCAAUGUAUUUAAAGUACCUGAAGAUUGAGGAAACAAAUCCUAGUUUAGCACAAGAUACAGUAAUAAUUAAGAAAAAAGCCUGUUCCUCUAAAGCAUUGAAUACACCAGUUUUGAGUGUUUUAAAAGAAGCCGCUAAGCUCAUGAAGACUUGUAGCAGCAGCAAUAAGAAGCUUCCUGCUGAUGCUCCAAAAUCAUCUUGCAUUCUUCAGAUCACAGUUGAAGAAUUUCACCAUGUAUUCAGGAGGAUUGCUGACUUGCAGUCACCACUGUUCAGGGGUCCAGAUGAUGACCCGACUGCUCUCUUUGAAAUGGCUAAGUCUGGUCAAUCUAAAAAGUCAUCAGAUGAGUUGCCACAAAAGACCAUAGAUUGUACCACAUGGCUUAUAUGUACCUGCAUGGACACAGGAGAGGCUCUCAAGUUUUCCUUGAAUGAAAGUGGAAGAAGACUAGGACUGGUUCCUUGUGGGGCAGUAGGGGUUCUGUUGCAUGAAACCCAGGAUCAGAAGUGGACUGUGAAACCACAUGUUGGAGAGGUGUUUUGUUAUUUACCUCUACGAAUAAAAACAGGGUUGCCAGUUCACAUCAAUGGGUGCUUUGCUGUUACUUCAAAUAGAAAAGAAAUCUGGAAGACAGAUACCAAAGGACGAUGGAAUACCACAUUCAUGAGGCACGUCAUUGUGAAAGCUUACUUGCAAGCACUCAGUGUCUUACGGGACCUAGCCACUGGUGGUGAGCUGACUGGUUAUACUUACUAUGCUGCAUGGCCUGAUCCUGAUUUAGUUCAUGAUGACUUUUCUGUGAUAUGUCAAGGAUUUUAUGAAGAUAUAGCUCAUGGGAAGGGGAAGGAGUUGACCAGAGUCUUCUCUGAUGGGUCUACUUGGGUUUCCAUGAAGAAUGUGAGAUUUCUAGAUGACUCUAUCCUUCAAAGGAAAGAUGUUGGUCCAGCAGCCUUCAAGAUAUUUCUGAAGUACCUCAAGAAAACAGGCUCCAAAAACCUUUGUGCUGUUGAACUUCCUUCUUCGGUAAAACUAGGAUUUGAAGAAGCUGGCUGUAAACAGAUACUGCUUGAAAAUACAUUUUCAGAGAAGCAGUUUUUUUCAGAAGUCUUUUUUCCUAAUAUUCAAGAAAUUGAAGCAGAACUCAGAGAUCCUUUAAUGAAUUAUGUUCUUAAUGAAAAACUUGAUGAGUUCUCAGGUAUUCUUCGUGUUACCCCAUGUGUCCCUUGUUCCUUAGAGGGGCAUCCGUUGGUUUUGCCAUCAAGACUGAUUCACCCUGAAGGACGAGUUGCAAAGUUAUUUGAUACUAAAGAUGGGCGAUUCCCUUAUGGCUCUACACAGGAUUACCUCAAUCCUAUCAUUUUGAUUAAGUUAGUUCAGUUAGGCAUGGCAAAAGAUGAUAUUUUAUGGGAUGACAUGCUAGAACGUGCAGAGUCAGUAGCUGAGAUUAAUAAAACUGAUCAUGUGGCUGCCUGUCUAAGAAGCAGUAUUCUGUUAAGUCUUAUUGAUGAGAAACUAAAAAUAAGGGACCCUAGAGCAAAGGAUUUUGCUGCAAAAUAUCAAACAAUUCCCUUCCUUCCAUUUCUAACAAAGCCAGCAGGUUUUUCUUUGGAAUGGAAAGGGAACAGUUUUAAGCCUGAAACCAUGUUUGCUGCAACUGACCUUUAUACAGCUGAACAUCAAGAUGUAGUCUGUCUUUUGCAACCAAUUCUUAAUGAAAAUUCCCAUUCCUUUAGAGGCUGUGGCUCAGUGUCAUUGGCUGUUAAAGAGUUUUUGGGUUUACUGAAGAAGCCAACAGUUGAUCUGGUUAUAAACCAGUUGAAACAAGUUGCAAAAUCAGUUGAUGAUGGAAUUACAUUGUACCAGGAGAAUAUCACCAAUGCUUGCUACAAGUACCUCCAUGAAGCAAUGAUGCAAAAUGAAAUGGCCAGGGUGACAAUUAUUGAGAAGUUAAAACCCUUUCAUUUCAUUCUGGUUGAGAACGCAUAUGUUGACUCAGAAAAAGUUUCUUUUCAUUUGAAUUUUGAAGCAGCACCAUACCUUUAUCAGUUACCUAACAAGUACAAAAAUAAUUUCCGUGAACUUUUUGAAAGUGUAGGUGUGAGGCAGUCAUUUACAGUUGAUGACUUUGCCCUAGUUUUGGAAUCUAUUGAUCAAGAGAGAGGAAAAAAUCAAAUAACAGAAGAGAAUUUUCAGCUUUGUCGACGAAUAAUCAGUGAAGGAAUAUGGGGCCUCAUUAGAGAAAAAAGACAAGAAUUUUGUGAGAAAAAUUAUGGCAAAAUAUUACUGCCAGACACUAAUCUUAUGCUUCUUCCUGCUAAGUCAUUAUGUUACAAUGAUUGUCCGUGGAUAAAAGUAAAGGACACCACUGUCAAGUAUUGCCAUGCUGACAUACCCCGGGAAGUAGCUGUAAAGCUAGGAGCAAUACCAAAGAGACAUAAAGCAUUAGAAAGAUAUGCAUCUAAUAUCUGUUUUACAACACUAGGCACAGAAUUUGGGCAGAAAGAAAAACUGACAAGCAGAAUUAAGAGCAUACUCAAUGCCUACCCUUCGGAAAAGGAAAUGCUGAAAGAGCUGCUUCAAAAUGCUGAUGAUGCAAAGGCCACAGAAAUCUGCUUUGUGUUUGAUCCUAGACAGCAUCCUGUUGAUAGAAUAUUUGAUGAUAAGUGGGUCCCACUGCAAGGGCCAGCACUGUGUGUGUAUAACAACCAACCUUUUACAGAAGACGAUGUUAGAGGAAUUCAGAAUCUUGGGAAAGGCACCAAAGAAGGAAAUCCUUGCAAAACUGGACAGUAUGGAAUAGGGUUCAAUUCUGUGUAUCAUAUUACAGACUGCCCCUCUUUCAUUUCUGGCAAUGACAUCUUGUGUAUUUUUGAUCCUCAUGCCAGAUACGCACCAGGAGCCACAUCAGUGAGUCCUGGACGCAUGUUCAGAGAUUUGGAUGCAGAUUUUAGAACUCAGUUCUCGGAUGUUCUUGAUCUUUACUUGGGAGGUCACUUUAAAUUGGACAAUUGCACAAUGUUUAGAUUUCCUCUUCGUAAUGCAGAAAUGGCAAAAGUUUCAGAAAUUUCCUCCGUUCCAUCAUCAGAUAGAAUGGUCCAGAAUCUUUUGGACAAGUUACGCUCAGAUGGUGCAGAACUUUUAAUGUUUCUCAAUCACAUGGAAAAGAUUUCUAUUUGUGAAAUAGAUAAGGCUACAGGAGAUCUGAAUGUGCUAUAUUCAGUAAAGGGCAAGAUCACUGAUGGAGACAGAUUGAAAAGGAAGCAAUUCCAUGCGUCUGUAAUUGACAGUGUUAGUAAAAAGAGACAGCUCAAAGACAUACCAGUUCAACAGAUAACCUACACUAUGGAUACUGAGGAUUCUGAAGGAAAUCUGACCACAUGGCUAAUUUGUAAUAGAUCAGGAUUUUCAAGUAUGGACAAAGUAUCUAAGAGUGUUAUAUCAGCUCACAAAAACCAGGAUAUCACGCUGUUUCCACGUGGUGGAGUAGCUGCCUGCAUUACUCACAACUAUAAAAAGCCCCACAGGGCCUUCUGUUUUCUGCCUCUCUCUUUGGAGACAGGGUUGCCAUUUCAUGUGAAUGGCCACUUUGCACUAGAUUCAGCUAGAAGAAACUUGUGGCGUGAUGAUAAUGGAGUCGGUGUUCGAAGUGACUGGAAUAAUAGUUUAAUGACAGCAUUAAUUGCCCCUGCAUAUGUUGAAUUACUAAUCCAGUUAAAGAAACGAUAUUUCCCUGGUUCUGACCCAACAUUAUCGGUUCUACAGAACACACCUAUUCAUGUUGUAAAGGACACUUUAAAGAAGUUUCUCUCUUUUUUUCCAGUUAACAGGCUUGAUCUGCAGCCAGAUUUGUAUUGCUUAGUAAAAGCUCUUUACAGUUGCAUUCAUGAAGACAUGAAGCGUCUUUUACCUGUUGUCCGGGCGCCGAACAUUGAUGGCUCUGAUUUGCACUCUGCAGUCAUAAUUACUUGGAUCAACAUGUCUACUUCAAAUAAAACUAGACCAUUUUUUGAUAAUUUGCUACAGGAUGAAUUACAGCACCUUAAAAAUGCAGAUUAUAAUAUCACAACUCGCAAAACAGUCGCAGAGAAUGUUUACAGGCUGAAGCACCUGCUUUUAGAAAUUGGUUUUAAUUUGGUUUACAACUGUGAUGAAACUGCUAAUCUUUACCACUGCCUUACAGAUGCAGAUAUUCCUGUUAGCUAUGUGACUCCUGCUGAUGUUAGGUCCUUUUUAUUGACUUUCUCUUCUCCUGAUACUAAUUGCCAUAUUGGGAAGUUGCCUUGUCGUCUUCAGCAGACUAAUCUAAAGCUUUUUCAUAGUUUAAAACUUUUAGUUGAUUACUGUUUUAAAGAUGCAGAAGAAAGUGAGUUUGAAGUUGAGGGACUGCCCCUUCUUAUUACACUGGACAGUGUAUUGCAAACUUUUGAUCCAAAACGACCCAAGUUUCUAACAACAUACCAUGAAUUAAUUCCAUCCCGAAAAGACUUAUUUAUGAAUACAUUAUACUUGAAAUACAGUAAUAUUUUAUUGAACUGCAAAGUUGCAAAAGUAUUUGACAUUUCCAGUUUUGCUGACUUACUUUCCUCUGUGUUGCCACGUGAAUAUAAGACCAAAAAUUGUACAAAGUGGAAAGACAAUUUUGCCAGUGAAUCUUGGCUUAAGAAUACAUGGCAUUUCAUCAAUGAAUCUGUAAGUAUGAAAGAAGACCAGGAAGAAACAAAACCAACAUUUGAUGUCAUUGUUGAUACCCUCAAAGAUUGGGCAUUGCUUCCAGGAACAAAAUUCACUGUCUCUGCUAGUCAGCUUGUGGUUCCUGAAGGAGAUGUGCUGCUUCCACUGAGCCUCAUGCACAUUGCCGUUUUCCCAAAUGCCCAGAGUGAUAAGGUUUUUCACGCUUUAAUGAAAGCUGGCUGUAUUCAGCUUGCUUUGAAUAAGAUCUGCUCUAAAGACAGUGCAUUUGUUCCUCUGCUGUCAUGUCACACAGCAAACAUUGAGACCCCCAUAAGCAUUUUGAAGGCUGUACAUUAUAUGGUCCAAACUUCAACCUUUAGAGCUGAAAAACUAGUAGAAAAUGACUUUGAAGCACUCUUGAUGUAUUUCAACUGUAAUCUGAGUCACUUGAUGUCUCAAGAUGACAUAAAAAUUUUAAAGUCCCUUCCUUGCUAUAAAUCCAUCAGUGGCCGCUAUAUGAGCAUUGCAAAAUUUGGAACAUGUUAUGUACUUACCAAAAGUAUCCCUUCAACUGAAGUGGAAAAAUGGACACAAUCAUCAUCAUCUGCCUUUCUUGAAGAAAAGGUACAUUUGAAAGAACUGUAUGAGGUGCUUGGCUGUGUGCCUGUAGAUGAUCUUGAGGUGUAUUUGAAACACCUCCUACCAAAAAUUGAAAAUCUCUCUUAUGAUGCAAAAUUAGACCACUUGAUCUAUCUGAAGAAUAGAUUGUCAAACAUUGAGGAAUCAUCAGAGAUUAAGGAGCAACUUUUUGAAAAAUUAGAAAGUUUAUUGAUUAUCCAUGAUGCCAAUAGUCGGUUAAAGCAAGCAAAACACUUCUAUGAUAGAACUGUGAGAGUUUUUGAAGUUAUGCUUCCUGAAAAACUGUUUAUUCCUAAGGAUUUCUUCAAAAAAUUGGAACACCUGAUAAAACCUAAAAAUCAAGCUGCAUUUAUGACAUCCUGGGUGGAAUUCUUGAGAAAUAUUGGGCUAAAGUAUAUACUUUCUCAGCAGCAGCUAUUACAGUUUGCCAAGGAAAUCAGUGUGAGGGCUAAUACAGAAAAUUGGUCUAAAGAAACAUUGCAAAAUACAGUUGACAUCCUUCUCUAUCACAUAUUCCAAGAACGAAUGGAUUUGUUAUCUGGAAAUUUUCUGAAAGAGCUGUCCUUAAUACCAUUCUUGUGUCCUGAGCGGGCCCCUGCUGAAUACAUUCGGUUUCAUCCUCAAUACCAGGAGGUAAAUGGAACACUUCCUCUUAUAAAGUUCAAUGGGGCACAAGUGAACCCAAAGUUCAAGCAGUGUGAUGUGCUCCAGCUGCUGUGGACAUCUUGUCCUAUUCUUCCAGAGAAAGCCACACCGUUGAAUAUCAAAGAACAAGAAGGCAGUGACCUUGGUCCACAAGAACAACUUGAACAAGUUCUAAAUAUGCUUAAUGUUAACCUGGAUCCCCCUCUUGAUAAGGUCAUUAAUAACUGCAGAAACAUAUGCAACAUAACAACUUUGGAUGAAGAAAUGGUAAAAACUAGAGCAAAGGUCUUAAGGAGCAUAUAUGACUUUCUCAGUGCAGAAAAAAGGGAGUUCCGUUUUCAGCUGCGAGGUGUUGCCUUUGUGAUGGUAGAAGAUGGUUGGAAACUUCUGAAGCCUGAGGAAGUAGUGAUAAAUUUGGAAUAUGAAUCUGAUUUUAAACCUUAUUUGUAUAAGCUACCUUUAGAACUUGGUACAUUUCAUCAGUUGUUCAAACACUUAGGUACUGAAGAUAUUAUUUCAACUAAGCAAUAUGUUGAAGUUUUGAGUCGUAUAUUCAAAAACUCUGAAGGGAAGCAGUUAGAUCCUAAUGAAAUGCGCACAGUUAAACGAGUAGUUUCUGGUCUGUUCAAGAGUCUACAAAAUGAUUCAGUCAAGGUGAGGAGUGAUCUGGAGAAUGCACGGGAUCUUGCACUCUACCUUCCAAGCCAGGAUGGUAGGUUGGUGAAGUCAAGCAUAUUGGUAUUUGAUGAUGCACCCCACUAUAAAAGUAGAAUCCAGGGCAAUAUUGGUGUACAAAUGCUAGUAGAUCUUAGCCAGUGCUACUUAGGGAAAGACCAUGGAUUUCACACUAAACUGAUAAUGCUUUUUCCUCAAAAACUUCGACCUCGUCUGCUAAGCAGUAUACUUGAAGAGCAGCUUGAUGAAGAGACCCCCAAAGUGUGUCAGUUUGGGGCAUUGUGCUCUCUUCAAGGAAGACUACAGCUUCUCUUGUCUUCAGAGCAGUUCAUCACAGGACUCAUUAGGAUCAUGAAGCAUGAAAAUGAUAAUGCUUUCCUGGCCAAUGAAGAAAAAGCUAUAAGACUGUGCAAAGCUCUCAGAGAAGGGUUGAAAGUGUCCUGUUUUGAAAAGCUUCAGACAACAUUAAGAGUUAAAGGUUUUACUCCUAUCCCUCAUAGCAGAAGUGAAACUUUUGCUUUUCUGAAGCGAUUUGGCAAUGCUGUCAUCUUGCUCUACAUCCAACAUUCAGACAGUAAAGACAUUAACUUCCUGCUAGCCUUAGCAAUGACACUUAAGUCAGCAACUGACAAUCUGAUUUCUGAUACUUCAUAUUUAAUUGCUAUGCUGGGAUGCAAUGAUAUCUACAGGAUCAGUGAGAAACUUGACAGUUUAGGGGUAAAAUAUGACUCUUCAGAGCCAUCAAAACUGGAACUCCCAAUGCCUGGCACUCCAAUUCCUGCUGAGAUUCACUAUACUCUGCUUAUGGAUCCAAUGAAUGUUUUUUAUCCUGGAGAAUAUGUUGGGUAUCUUGUGGAUGCUGAAGGUGGUGAUAUUUAUGGGUCAUAUCAGCCAACGUAUACAUAUGCAAUUAUAGUGCAAGAAGUUGAAAGAGAAGAUGCUGACAAUACUAGUUUCUUAGGGAAGAUAUAUCAGAUUGAUAUUGGGUAUAGUGAAUAUAAGAUAGUUAGCUCUCUUGAUCUGUAUAAGUUCUCAAGGCCUGAUGAAAGCUCUCAAAGCAGAGACAGUGCUCCUACCACACCAACCAGCCCCACAGAGUUUCUCACUCCUGGUCUGAGAACUAUUCCUCCUCUUUUCUCUGGCAGAGAGAGCCACAAGACUUCUUCCUCCAAACACCAUUCACCCAAAAAACUCAAGGUGAAUUCUUUACCAGAAAUCUUAAAAGAAGUGACAUCAGUGGUGGAACAAGCAUGGAAGCUUCCGGAGUCAGAGCGGAAAAAGAUUAUUAGACGGUUGUAUUUGAAAUGGCACCCUGACAAAAAUCCAGAAAAUCAUGACAUUGCUAAUGAAGUUUUCAAACAUCUGCAGAAUGAAAUCAACAGAUUAGAAAAACAGGCCUUUUUAGAUCAAAAUGCCGAUAGAGCUUCAAGAAGAACAUUUUCAACCUCAGCAUCUCGAUUUCAGUCAGAUAAGUAUUCAUUUCAAAGAUUUUAUACUUCAUGGAAUCAAGAAGCCACGAGUCAUAAAUCUGAAAGGCAACAGCAAAGUAAAGAAAAAUGCCCUCCUUCCACUGGACAGACGUAUUCUCAAAGGUUCUUUGUUCCUCCUACCUUCAAGUCUGUGGGCAAUCCAGUGGAAGCCCGGAGGUGGUUAAGACAAGCCAGAGCAAACUUCUCAGCUGCCAGGAAUGACCUUCACAAGAAUGCCAACGAAUGGGUGUGCUUUAAGUGUUACCUUUCAACCAAGUUAGCUUUGAUUGCAGCUGACUAUGCUGUCAGGGGGAAGUCUGAUAAAGAUGUAAAACCAGCGGCCCUUGCACAAAAGAUAGAGGAGUACAGUCAGCAGCUGGAGGGACUGACAAAUGAUGUUCACACAUUGGAAGCUUAUGGUGUAGACAGCUUAAAAACGAGAUACCCUGAUCUCCUUCCUUUUCCACAGAUCCCCAAUGACAGGUUCACUUCUGAGGUUGCUAUGAGGGUGAUGGAAUGUACUGCCUGUAUUAUCAUAAAACUUGAAAAUUUUAUACAGCAGAAAGUAUGAAA
Messenger RNA from Nannospalax galili (Upper Galilee mountains blind mole rat), 14380 nucleotides. RefSeq names its product sacsin molecular chaperone (gene Sacs). Gene Ontology annotation, molecular function: Hsp70 protein binding. The record is from RefSeq and is a predicted model, not a curated record. Lineage: Eukaryota; Metazoa; Chordata; Mammalia; Rodentia; Spalacidae. The transcript has 10 exons. The coding region runs from base 1065 to 14378 and encodes 4437 amino acids.